This is a messenger RNA of Humulus lupulus (European hop), 597 nucleotides long. RefSeq lists its product as uncharacterized. The coding region runs from base 1 to 597 and encodes 198 amino acids. Lineage: Eukaryota; Viridiplantae; Streptophyta; Magnoliopsida; Rosales; Cannabaceae. The transcript has 4 exons. The record is from RefSeq and is a predicted model, not a curated record.
AUGAAAGAAGUGGUAAAUGAGAAGAUUCUUAAAUGGUUAGAUGUUGGGGUCAUAUACCCAAUAUCGGACAGUGCGUGGGUGAGCCCAUUGCAAGUAGUGCCAAAGAAGGGUGGUAUGAUUGUGGUAAAGAAUGAGAAUAAUGAACUGAUUCCAUCUAAAACAGUGACACUAGCAGGCCAUAGCUACUACUGCUUCUUAGAUGGCUAUUCAGGGUACCAUCAGAUCGAGGACGCACCAGAAGACGAGGAGAAGACCACCUUUACUUGUCCUUAUGAUACAUGGCUUAUUAAAGACUUUUCGAAGAUUUUGAAGUCCCUUUACACCUUGUUGAUGAACGGUGUUACCUUUGACUUUAAUGAAGAGUGCCUAAACGCUUUUAAGAUUGAUAACAUAUUUCGAUCUAGUUAUUAUGCUAGUGGGACUCUCAAUGAUGCACAAUUGAACUAUGCCACAACAGAGAAGGAUCUCCUCACUAUAGUAUAUGCAUUUGCCAAAUUUAGAUCAUACCUCAUUUGCAACAAAGUAAUAGUGUACACUGACCAUUCUGCUAUCAAGUACUUGAUCACUAAGAAAGAUGCAAAACCCCCGCCUCAUUAG